Messenger RNA from Glycine soja, 1535 nucleotides. Its product is annotated as isocitrate dehydrogenase [NAD] regulatory subunit 1, mitochondrial-like. Gene Ontology annotation, cellular component: mitochondrion. Gene Ontology annotation, biological process: isocitrate metabolic process; tricarboxylic acid cycle. Lineage: Eukaryota; Viridiplantae; Streptophyta; Magnoliopsida; Fabales; Fabaceae. The coding region runs from base 162 to 1256 and encodes 364 amino acids. The record is from RefSeq and is a predicted model, not a curated record. The transcript is spliced from 4 exons. Gene Ontology annotation, molecular function: isocitrate dehydrogenase (NAD+) activity.
AGUCAAGUUCUUAGGAGCCACUACAAUUUCCGUCCUUCCAAUCAUCCCGUGUUCUGGUCAACUUUUCUCUUUUCUCCCUUCUCCCCCAUUUGUUCAUUCUCCGACACCGCACAGCGACCAAAUCCACCAUUCAUUCUUUUUUCCCUUUUUGCAACAGCGCAAUGGCACGAAGAUCCCUCCCUCUCCUAAAGCACCUCCUCCUCUCGCGGCGGAUCCCGGCCCGAUCCGUGACGUACAUGCACCGGCCGGGCGACGGGUCUCCUCGGCCUGUGACGCUGAUCCCUGGCGACGGGAUCGGGCCGAUGGUGACGGGCGCGGUGGAGCAGGUCAUGGAGGCCAUGCAUGCGCCCGUCUACUUUGAGAAGUUCGAGGUCCACGGCCACAUGAAGGCCGUGCCGCCGGAGGUCCUCGAUUCGAUUCGGAAGAACAAGGUCUGUCUCAAGGGUGGACUCGUCACCCCCAUGGGCGGUGGCGUCAGUUCCCUCAAUGUUCAGCUUCGGAAGGAGCUUGAUCUCUAUGCUUCUCUUGUUAAUUGUUUCAACCUCCCUGGCCUUCCCACGCGCCAUGAUAAUGUUGAUAUUGUUGUCAUCAGGGAGAACACCGAAGGCGAGUACUCCGGCCUCGAACACGAGGUCGUUCCCGGCGUUGUUGAAAGCCUUAAGGUAAUAACAAAGUUUUGUUCAGAGCGAAUUGCUAAAUAUGCAUUCGAGUAUGCUUACCUGAAUAACAGAAAGAAGGUGACUGCCGUGCACAAAGCAAAUAUUAUGAAGCUUGCUGAUGGUUUAUUCUUGGAAUCUUGUCGAGAGGUUGCUACAAAGUACCCUGGAAUCAAGUAUAACGAAAUUAUUGUGGAUAACUGCUGUAUGCAGCUUGUUUCAAAGCCUGAACAGUUUGAUGUCAUGGUGACCCCAAAUCUUUAUGGAAAUCUAGUUGCAAACACUGCAGCAGGCAUUGCUGGAGGCACUGGAGUCAUGCCAGGAGGUAAUGUUGGGGCUGAGCACGCUGUGUUUGAGCAAGGUGCAUCAGCGGGAAAUGUCGGUAGUGAUAAAAUAAGGGAACAAAAGAAAGCCAAUCCAGUGGCGCUUCUUCUCUCGUCAGCUAUGAUGCUUAGGCAUCUCCAGUUUCCUGCAUUUGCUGACCGUUUGGAAACUGCUGUGGAAAAAGUCAUCCUGGAGGGCAAAUGCCGAACAAAGGAUCUUGGAGGGACAAGCACCACCCAAGAGGUUGUGGAUGCAGUGAUAGAUGCUUUAGAUUGAGUAAUUUUUGUUGCUGAUUUCCCAAACGAAGUCAGUCUCGUUCCUUUCUAACCAAUUUUGCCAACAUUGUUUUGCACCCAUCAAAUGCAAAAUAGUAAUUUUUCGUCCUGAAUAAAGUUUAUGGAACACAGAAAGUGAUAAUUGUUUCCCUCCUAUUUAAAGCUGCGAUUUGGCGUUAUUACAACCCAGCAAUUCUUUUAUAGUUCUGAUUAGAAAGUGCAUAAAUUGUUUGAUAGUACCUUCAAAUAUAUUCCCAUGUUAGAAAUGGUUAACCAAAUA